Protopolystoma xenopodis is the source of this 321-nucleotide messenger RNA. The record is from the annotation of a GenBank genome assembly. Lineage: Eukaryota; Metazoa; Platyhelminthes; Monogenea; Polystomatidea; Polystomatidae.
AUGUUAACCUUUAAUGAUAAGCUCCUUGGUGCCGCUUUUAUGCUGGGGGCCGCUUUCCUAGCUGUGGCUCGCCGUGAUCUGAUCUCUCCCGGUCUAGCCGGCCUCAUCAUUACUCACGCACUUCAAUUCUCCUCUACGCUUACCUGGCUUGUUAAGCAGAUUUCUGAUCUGGAGACUAGCUCUGUUUCAUUGGAGCGCCUUCACGAGUACUCGAUGGUGACUAUUCUUGAUAGCAUGUCAUUGGUUUUACUGCAUAAAGCUUUCCAUCUUUAUCUUGGUUUUAAGUGUAUUCGGUUUUCAUGUUCUACAGCCCUAAACUAG